AUGAACAGUAUUAUAUAUAACGAUCGAAACGGGCAAAUUUCGUCUCAUUCGGAAACAUUUAGUUUGUUGGAUUCAAGUUCCUACCGGCAAACUACCUUUGAAAUCUCUUCUAUUGAUCCAACAAGCGAACCAGACAGCGAGAUUGAAGAUGAGACUAAAAAUAAUUUUAGUGUAGAUGUCUCUCCUUUCACUAAAAAACCUCUUCUAAUCCCAAACUUGAUUUGGAUAGAAGCUUCGCUUUUAUUAAACGUAUUUCUUGCUGGGUUCGAUGGGACAGUUACAGCUUCUACUUAUACUACAAUUGGUGAAGAAUUUCGUGCAGUUAAUUUGGCUUCUUGGAUAACCACGUCGUAUCUUAUUACCAGUACUACCUUCCAGCCUUUAUACGGAUCGUUUUCUGAUAUAUUGGGGAGACGAGCGUGUUUGCUUAUGGCAUCCAGUUUCGGUGCCAUUUGCGGUGCUUCCUUUGGGGGUAUACUUUCUGAGCUAUUUAAUUGGAGAUUUUGCUUUCUCGUCCAAGUUCCUUUUUCAUUGUUAAGCAUUUCGGUGGGGUAUUUCUUCGUAAAUAAUCAACGAGGGGUCAAAAAACUGCAUAAUUUUUGCGGUUUGUUUAGGAAGAUUGACAUCCUAGGAGGAUUUCUCUUGGUAUGUGGGUUGACGGCAUUGCUGUUGGUUUUAACAUUUGCUGGUACAAGUUUUACGGAUAACAACGGAAUUUCGCUACUGACUCUUUUACUUAUCACCGGAUUAAUACUUCUUUCUGCAUUUAUAUAUGUUGAAUUCACCACAACAGCAGCACCGAUCAUUCCAAUGAAAUCGCUUCAAGGGUUGUACAGCAUCUUGGUUCUGACAAUAGGGUUUUUCACUGGCUUAGCAGGAUACGCUUAUUUAUUUACUCUUCCCUUAUUGUUCCAACUCGUACUAGGAGAUAGCCCUUCCAAAGCAGGACUUCGUCUUGCUUUACCUUCCUUAUCUACACCUAUAGGAGGCUUAAUUUGCGGUAUCCUUAUGCACCAGCGUGUGCCUAUAGGGGAAUUGCUAUUUUCAGGAGUAUUACUUAUGUCUUUAGGCUAUAUGCUUAGUUUGUUAGUCUAUCCUGCUAUGCCACCAUUGUUGCUAGGUCUGUCUUUAAUUCCAGCAAACGUUGGGCAAGGUAUAGGAUUUCCGAGUUCAUUGUUUUCAUUUGUAUUUGCUUUUCCUCAAGAUUCACAUGCAACAUCCACGUCCACUCUUUAUCUAAUUAGAAGUAUCGGCUCAUUAUUUGGCGUAGGAGGAUUGUCAACGGUUAUUCAGUCGACUCUUAGGCAGAAAGUAUUCGAUGACCUAUCAAAAAACACUGAUUUCACUCAAAAUCAGAUUAAUGCGAUUAUACAUGACGUUACCGAAUCCAUGUCUUCAUUAUACGAUUUACCAAAGGCUGUUCAGAGGAUAAUCUUAGCUGAUUACACUUUAGCUAUCCGAAGGGCUCAACAAUUUACCAUGACUUGCUGUAUUAUAGCACUUUUUCUGUGCAUAUUGAAAGACGUAAUAAAACCUAAAACGCAUUCUGGAUUUCGUUACUAA
Messenger RNA from Schizosaccharomyces octosporus yFS286, 1563 nucleotides. Its product is annotated as vacuolar basic amino acid transporter 2. Gene Ontology annotation, molecular function: basic amino acid transmembrane transporter activity. Gene Ontology annotation, cellular component: fungal-type vacuole membrane. The transcript has 2 exons. NCBI's taxonomy places the organism in Eukaryota, Fungi, Ascomycota, Schizosaccharomycetes, Schizosaccharomycetales, Schizosaccharomycetaceae. Gene Ontology annotation, biological process: basic amino acid transport; transmembrane transport. The coding region runs from base 1 to 1563 and encodes 520 amino acids. The record is from RefSeq and is a predicted model, not a curated record.